Caenorhabditis angaria is the source of this 507-nucleotide messenger RNA. The record is from the annotation of a GenBank genome assembly. Lineage: Eukaryota; Metazoa; Nematoda; Chromadorea; Rhabditida; Rhabditidae.
AUGGACGCCAAGAAGCAUCAACAUUUCAUGAAAUUAGCAUUAAUGACUGCACAGCGAAGUAAAGAUCCUUGCACACAAGUUGGAUGUGUUAUAGUGGAUGAAGAGGAUCAGAUUGUCUCAACAGGUUAUAAUGGUAAGUGAUGAAUUUUUGAGGAAAAAAAAGAUUUCUUGGGUUUUAAAGGUUUCCCGAUUGGCGUGGACGACGAUACUUUCCGCUGGGACAAAGAGGAUCCGGACGAUUGCAAACAUUUAUAUGUGGUACACGCUGAAAUGAACGCGAUAACCAAUAAACGACGAGAUACUUUGCACAAUUGCACACUCUAUGUGACACUUUUCCCGUGUAACGAAUGUACAAAAUUGAUUAUUCAAUCGCGAGUCAAACGGAUAUUUUAUAUAGAUGAUCGAGAUUCGAUUUCGUAUGAGGUUUCGAGGAAAAUGUUGCGGUUUGUUGGAAUUCCUUUUGAGAAAUGUGAAUUGCCUGAAAGACGUUUUGAGUUUGAUGUGUAA